Messenger RNA from Saccostrea cuccullata (small rock oyster), 1632 nucleotides. Its product is annotated as melanopsin-like. Gene Ontology annotation, molecular function: G protein-coupled receptor activity. Gene Ontology annotation, cellular component: plasma membrane. NCBI's taxonomy places the organism in Eukaryota, Metazoa, Mollusca, Bivalvia, Ostreida, Ostreidae. The transcript is spliced from 2 exons. Gene Ontology annotation, biological process: G protein-coupled receptor signaling pathway. The record is from RefSeq and is a predicted model, not a curated record. The coding region runs from base 525 to 1604 and encodes 359 amino acids.
CAUAUGCAUGUUUAUAACAAUUAUACUCUCUUCCUUAUAUGAUGACUUUCUAAAUUUAGUGUUUCCUGCAUGAUGACACAUGGUUAUACAGUAGUCUAUAUUGGUCUAGAGUCUAUCUAUAUCAAUGUAAGACCUCUAAUACAUGCAAACAUGUAAGAUUAUUUCAUAUGAGGCAUUUAUGGUUAAGCUGAUCAAAUUACUGAAAAUGGGAAAAGUGAAGAUGUUCUGAAUUUUUAUUGUGCCCUCAAACAAAGGAGAUAUGUUAUCAAAUAAAAAAAAAAUGAAUGAAUUUGCAUUUUUUUUAAAACUACAAGUUUUCUUGUCAUCACUGUGUACUUCCUCAUCUACAAGAUUAUUGAAUGGUAAAGAAAGAGAUACAAAAAAAUCCAACACAGGCCUUCAGCAAAGCAGCAUGUAGAAUUGACAGCUCACAUCUGAACACGAAAAUAUGCAUGGGACACCAAAAUGGCAAGUUUUAUUCUGGAAGGUGAAAUCUUGAAUGACAUCAAAGAAUGUCUUGAACAAUGUUCAUAUAUGCGAAUGUUACAGAUGAAUUACCCUUUCAACCAAAACCAGGGUUGAUAGAUAGUGUGCUGUUGGCAUUUGGGAUCCCUAUUUUCUUGGCCAAUAUUCUUGGAACUGUUGUUGUUUGGCGGAGUAUCAAGUUACCAUUCCAGAUCCGAUUGCUAACUUUGAAUAUGUCCUACGCCGAUGGAGGAAUUGGACUUUUCAUGCUUUUUCCACGUAGUUGGUUGUAUAAAGAAUGCAAUGUCCGCAAAUACCUGUUGGAAAUUCUGGGAACUUCUUCAUUCCUAACCAUUACUGCCUUCAAUAUUGACAGGUGUUUGAUGAUCUUCUAUGCCAUUCAUUAUACAGUGAUUAUUACAAAAUCCAAAAUUUUCACUCUGUGCAUCACUAUCUGGAUUUUCAGUUUGUUCAUCGUGUACCUACUGUAUUCAAAUGAAAAACUAGAGACCCUAGGAUUUUCCUGCGAAGAAGCCUUUGAAGAAGAUCUUCGAACAACCAACGUGAUCGGCCAAACCAUUCGUGUGGUCAUUAUCAUUAUUAAUGUGAUUAUACUGAUUGUGUUGUGUGUGUACCUGAAAAAGAAAAUGCAAAAAAUGUCCCACACAGGAAUGUCGAAGUUCAAAGUGAAACAUUGGGACUAUCAGGCCAUAACUCUGAAGAAAAUACUAGUCAUAACUAUAUUUUUUACUGUCCUCUACACACCAUACAUGAUCUGCCAGUUAUUUUUGUCUACUCAUGUUACAACACGUGGUGUAUUUAUUAUCAAAGCCUUAUCUGCCCUGGCUUCCAUGCUGAACAGUUUUGUGAAUCCCUUUCUAUACAUUUUCCGUUUCAAGGAGUGCCGUUUCCAGCUGAAAUUACUCUUUUGUCGCUGGAAUAAAUCGGUGAUUGAAGUUGUGGAGAGAGAAAGAAAGCAGAGCUUUGCAAGUUACACCAUUGAUGAUAGCCUUAAAUUGAGACUUCAGGCUCUUCACAAAAAAGCAUUAGAAAAUACUGAAUCAGUAACUUCAAAGUCAGCAUUACAAAGUAUAGAAUCAGUGACUGCAAAGCCAGGACAAGAUAGUACAGCAUUAUGAUCUUAAAAAUUGUAUUUUUUUUUUUCAU